AUGAAUCCAUGUGUUUUUAUAAUUCUCCCACUUCUCUUGCUACUCCUUGUGGCAACAACUGCCAGCCAAUUCGGAAGAGAUGAUAUGAAGCAGUGUUUGGAUAAUGAGAGAGAUGCUCUCCUUCUUUUCAAAGCUCCCCUUCAAGACCCCAAUGGUCAUCUCUCUACAUGGAGAUUUGACCAACAUGACUGCUGUAAAUGGAGUGGAAUCACAUGCAACAACCAAACAGGUCAUGUCAUAGGGCUUCAUAUUGGCUUGUAUGGUCUUGUAGGUGAGAUAAGCCAUUCAUUGCUUAACUUAACCUACUUGAAGCAUCUUGAACUUUUUGGAAAUUAUUUUCAUGGAAUCAUUCCCACCUUCAUUGGUUCUUUAACUCGAUUAAGGUACCUUGACCUUUGCUAUAACUCUUUUUAUGGAGCCAUUCCUCAGGAGUUUGGAAACCUCACCAAUUUGCGAGUGCUUUACCUUGGAUCCAUUGGAAAUUAUGGAGUUGAAAACAUAAAGUGGUUGUCUCAUCUCUAUCAUUUGGAGGAACUUCAAAUGGAUGGGAUUUCCCUAGCUAAACAAAAUCAUUGGGUAGAUGUAAUUCUGAGUCUCCGGAAACUAUCAAUUUUAAGUUUAAAUAGAUGUGAGCUCUCACAUGUCGUGUACCCAUAUUCUUCUUCAUUUUUCAACUCUUCUUCAUCUAUUGAAUCCAUUUAUCUUGGAAGCAACAAUCUCACAUCAUCCAUGUAUCGUUGGUUGUUCCCAUUAACAAGCAAUAAGCUUCGUGUUCUUGAUCUCUCUAGGAACAUGUUAGAUGGGAUACCCAAAUAUCUUGGUAAUCUCUGUAGUUUGGAAGCUUUGAGUCUCGAUAACAACUCUUUAGUGGUUGAAUUUGCUGAUUUUCUCAACAACUUGUCUGGAUGCGCAUCACUUUCAUUAAAAAUGUUGUAUGCUGCAAGAAACCAAUUUACAGGGGCAUUGUCCAGUGAGAUCCAAAAGUUUUCAUCCAUAACAUCUUUGGACCUAUCUGAUAAUCAUUUAAAUGGAAGUAUAAGUGAGAAACUGUGGGAACUACCUAGGCUUGAAACUAUUGACUUGUCUUUUAAUAAUCUUAGAGUUCCUUCCACAUAUCACUUUUCAAACCUUUCAUACGUAAACGGGAAAGUACCAGAUUUAUCAUCAAAUUUUGCCCAGAGUUCAGUGAUAGAUUUGAGUUCCAACAGAUUUUAUGGUCCAAUACCAAAUGUUCCCUCCACUUUAUCAACAUUAAACCUUUCCAGAAACAAAUUCUCCGGAGGGAUCGCCUUUAUAUGCCAAAUUGUUAAUGGGUUCUUAUCAUUUCUUGACCUCUCUCAUAACUCAUUAACCGGACAACUCCCAGAUUGUUUGUGGCUUUUCAAAGAACUACAAGUUCUUAAUCCCGGACACAACAAUCUCUUUGGAAGGCUUCCUCCCUCUAUUGGAUCUUUGAUACAACUCAAGAUGUUGUAUUUAUACAAGAACAACUUCUCUGGAGAAUUGCCUUUUUCUUUAAAAAAUUGCACGAGUUUAAAGUCGUUGAAUUUAGGGGCCAAUAAGUUUUCUGGUAAUGUGCCUGUUUGGAUUGGGGAAAGAUUCUCAGGCUUGUACGUUCUUAUCCUAAAAUCAAACAACUUCUCUGGAACAAUCCCUUUAAAGUUGUGUCAGUUAGCUAAUCUUCAAAUUCUAGACAUGUCAAGGAACAAUCUCCAUGGAACUAUUACCUCAUGUUUGAGUAAUCUUACAGGCAUGGUUCAACAAGGAAUUUCACAAGAUGUACAACUUUAUACAACAUAUGAACAAGAGACAUAUGUUGACCAUGCAAUGAUUCAGUGGCAGGGAAAUGAACAUGAAUUCUUUAGCACUUUGAAACAGUUGAAGAGCAUUGACUUGUCAAGCAACAAUUUAACAGGACGAAUCCCAAAUGAAAUUACCAAUCUUUAUGACUUAAUUUCCUUGAACUUAUCAAAGAAUGCUCUAUUGGGAGAGAUUCCACAGAAAAUUGGUGAGAUGAAAAAUCUUUUGACUUUGGAUUUAUCUAGAAACAGUUUUUCAGGGAGGAUACCAUCAAGCAUGUCUCAAAUGAGUUUACUGAAUGACCUAGACGUGUCAUUUAAUAACUUGUCAGGGAGAAUCCCAACAAGCACUCAACUCCAGUCCUUUCCACCUUCAAGAUACAAUGGAAACACAUGUCUAUGUGGACCUCCUCUUACCAAAAAAUGUCCUGGAGAUGAAGAACCAGAAGAACCAUCUCUUAUUGGUAAAGGUGAGGGUGAUGAGGAAGACAUAGAUGAAGUUGAGAGAUGGUUUUAUAUUGGUGGUGGGACUGGUUUUGCUACUGGAUUUUGGAUAACAUGUUCAGUUUUGCUUUUAAAUCAACGCGGGAGACAUGCUUUUUUUUCAAUUUUAUGA
Messenger RNA from Lactuca saligna, 2415 nucleotides. NCBI's taxonomy places the organism in Eukaryota, Viridiplantae, Streptophyta, Magnoliopsida, Asterales, Asteraceae. The record is from the annotation of a GenBank genome assembly.